UUUCAUGCUAUCGUUCAUACGCGGAAUUAAAAGCACCUGUAUAAUACAGUUGCUAUAGUUGUAAAUAAAUAUUUUUGUGAGAGUUGUAGAUUAUGUAAUUAACAAUGCAUUAUUACAGUACUAGAAGUUUGAAAAUUAAAUUCUUUUAUUUUAAAGUUAUGCAUUUUUAUAUAACAAGAAAUAACAAUUAUGUUGGAAAUAAUAUUAACCUAUUUUAAAUUGUUGUAAUACUCUUUCAUCUAUACAAAGCAUAUCAUUUUUAUAAGUCAUAUAUCUAAAAUGAGUAAUAAGUAAUGAUUAUUUUGGUUCGCAUUUGACAUACUGUGUGUAAUACAUAUGUACAGUCCACAUUAUGUACAUAUUUAUAAAUGAUAUUUUUCUCUUGAUAUUUGAUUAAAGAUUUCUAUUUAUAUGAUUAAUUAAAUCUGAAUGAGCUUUAAGUGAAUUACAUUGUAAUACCGUAGAAAAACAAACUUUAAUUAUGUCUAUAGAAUCAAUAACAAAUCUAUAUACUGAGGAAGACUUCGAUGAGCAUAUCAUCAUACCAGCAACAAAGAUGAAGCAAUCUUCUAUAAAAUUUAUUUUAAUCUUUAUCAUCGGUCUGAUAUUAUUAUUGCUUGGAGCAAUUGCAGCAGCAUUUUGGUCUUCCAUUUUUAAUUGGUUCUUAUUAAAAGAACUAACAUUGACGCCAACUUCGACUAUUUAUAAUCUUUGGAAGGAAACACCUAUACCAAUGUAUCUCAAAUUUUAUUUUUUCAAUUGGACUAAUCCUGAUGUCUUUAAUCAUCCUCUCAAUAUAAAACCAGUACUUGUUGAAAUGGGACCAUAUGUAUUUAGAGAAGUUGAUUAUAAAGUAAACCAAAUCUGGAAUGACAAUGGAACUAUAACAUUUCAAAGAAGAAAAGUAUGGUAUUUUGAUGAAAGUUUAUCUAAUGGAAAAUUGACAGAUCAAGUAACUAAUCUAGAUCCAGUUGUGGUAACAUUGGGACAAAUGAUGAAAAGUAAGUCUACACUUAUGCGUGAAAUUUCUGAUAAAAUAAUAAAAAGUUUAGGAAAAAAUUUAGCAAUGACACAGACUGUUGGUAAACUCCUAUUUGAUGGUUAUGAAGAUAAGUUACUUGUUAUAGCAAAAAAGUUGAACUUAUCAAUUAUACCCUUUACUAAAUUUGGCUGGUUUUAUCAGAGAAAUAAUUCAGACACUUAUGACGGAACAUUCAAUAUGUUAACUGGAACAAAUAAUAUAUAUGAAAUGGGAAUUGUUAAAGAGUGGAAUUUUGUAAAUAAAACAAAUUAUUACAAAGAUUCUUGUGCGAUAAUAGAUGGUACAAAUGGAGAUUUGUGGCCACCUCUGGAUAAUAAUAAAACUGCAAAUAUAUUUGUACCUGACAUUUGCACGUAUGUAACAUUGACAUAUAAAAAUGAAUCUCUAUACCAAGGCUUAGAAGGUAGUAAAUUUAUUUCCAGUAUAACUACGUUAGAUAAUGGUGAUAACGUUAAGUCACGUAAAUGUUAUUGUAAGAAUAAACCAUGUGAACCGUCUGGAGUAUUAGACGUGUCAAAAUGUAAAUAUGGAGCACCAGCUUUUAUUAGUUUGCCACAUUUCUAUUUAGCAGAUAAUAGUUACGGGAAAGCAGUAAAAGGAUUGGAACCUUCUAAAGAAAAGCAUGAGUCGUUUGUAAUCAUUGAACCAAAAACUGGUGUGCCAUUGCAAGUGAAAGCACAGUUACAAUUAAAUCUUAUGGUGGAGUCAAUUCAAGAAAUGAGUAUAUUUAAAUAUGUACGAAAAACAUAUAUGCCUAUGAUGUGGUUUACACAAGAAGCUAAUUUAACUCCCAAUUAUGUUAAUCAAGUUAAAUUUUUACAUAUAUUACCAUCAUUGGGACUUGUUACUUCUAUCGGUAUUACUGGUAUAGGAAUCUUAAUAACUUUCAUUGGUCUUUUUGUUUUUGUUCGUCAAAGAUGGCACACAGAAGAAAACCAAGUACUAUUACCUAGAAAUAGUACAAGUCAAGUCGAUAGAAUUGAUGAAAGAUCAACAUUUUGAUUAGAAAUAGAAAUAGUAAAAGUAUUAAAGCUAUAAUCCAGCUUUAUUUUGUAUGCAAAAAGCAUAUUUUUACUAUCAAAAAAAAUAUAUAUAUAUAUAUAUAUUUUUUUUUUAUUAAACUAAAAGCAUAUUUUAAUAUUAUCUUAUAUAUUAUAAUAGUUUCGUACCUCUGAUUUAUGGCUAUAAUAGUAAUUUAAUAUACUCAUAUAUGUGGAUCGUUAAUAAUCAAUUUGUUAACUAUAAAAUGUUAAAAUGUUAAAACCUUUAGAGCGAUAAUGAAGUGCCUAUUAUUAAACUAUAAAAAUCUAUCCACAGAAUAUACAAUUACUAAAGACUAUAUAUGGACGCAACAAUGUUAGCUAGUUAGUAUGUAGAAAAGAAUCAUAUUCAAAUGUUACAUAUAUACAGUUACAUAAAUAAUACAGAGGUAUGGAAAUUAUGAAAAUAAAUAUUAUGACGUUUAGGAAUUAAAAUGUUAUAAUAAAAUUAUCUAUGAGAAAUUUGUUACAAGUACAGUACACUUUGGUGCUUCAGUCACCGUAAUAUCUGUGAUAAACAGCAAGUGUGCUUUUAAUGUUUAUAUGCAAGAGUUUAAUUAAAAAAUAUAAAGAGAGUUGUUUAUUAUAGUAUAAUGUGUGUACUGAAUAAAAUAACAAUUCUUUGUUAAAUAAUGAUUAUGACGAAAUAUUAUUAAUUCGAUUGUUUUUAAUACAUGUUAUUAUCAAUUGUUAAGAAUAAAGAAGUAUUUGCGGCGAUACUCAUACGACAAUGAAUAUAAUUAAAUUAUUCGAAAUAUUGAAAUAUAAAUGUCUACAUUUGUUACUUUUCAAAUAAUUUUUUCAUUUAAAAAAUUAAUCAAAAGGAUCGAUAGAGUGGUGGUCUUUCUAAAUUCGUUGAUGAAUCAUUUUCAAUUACUUUCGACUGAAAUAUGUGCUAGUUUUAAUUUAUCUAUUAAGACUGUUCAUCAUUUUUAUUAUCGUUCAUAGUAUAUGUAACUUCAACGAAAACGAAAGGAUCGAAAUCGAGAUCGAUUUGUUCUUACUUACGGAAAAUGUUUCGCCCAAGUACUCCACUCAAGAGAAAUUAGUAAUAUUUAAAUAAUAAUUAAAUAUUGAUUGUUAAAUCUUGGACGUAGAGAAGGAAAGAGGAGCUUCGAUGUUUACUUGUCGGGAUGCGAGAGAAGAUUAGACUGGAUCGAUAAAUGUCGCGGUCGGUCAAACGUUUGUAUUUGUUUUUAUUAAACGUAUUACUCGUU
Molecule: messenger RNA, 3299 nt
Organism: Vespa crabro (European hornet)
Lineage: Eukaryota; Metazoa; Arthropoda; Insecta; Hymenoptera; Vespidae
Product: protein croquemort
Exons: 9
Coding region: 482-2044 (520 amino acids)
Cellular component (GO): cytoplasm; membrane
Molecular function (GO): scavenger receptor activity
Source: RefSeq, a predicted model, not a curated record